Messenger RNA from Centruroides sculpturatus (bark scorpion), 1556 nucleotides. Its product is annotated as LIM homeobox transcription factor 1-beta-like. Gene Ontology annotation, cellular component: nucleus. Gene Ontology annotation, biological process: neuron differentiation; regulation of transcription by RNA polymerase II. The coding region runs from base 142 to 1344 and encodes 400 amino acids. NCBI's taxonomy places the organism in Eukaryota, Metazoa, Arthropoda, Arachnida, Scorpiones, Buthidae. The record is from RefSeq and is a predicted model, not a curated record. Gene Ontology annotation, molecular function: DNA-binding transcription factor activity, RNA polymerase II-specific; RNA polymerase II transcription regulatory region sequence-specific DNA binding. The transcript has 9 exons.
AAUACUUCUUCUAAUUGUUAAAAAACAUAAUAAUUUUGAAUAAUUUGGAUCGUCAAUUAUCCCAUAACGAAUGCCGGUUAUUGAAUAUCUAAACGGGCGCUCAGUUUUGAGAAAUUGAAAGUGCAGCGAAUCAUCAGAGAAAUGGAAGUAACGGAAAAACAUAGCGGUUUCCAUACAACGACAAAUGGUGGAACGGGAGCAGUGAGGAAACCGGCAGGAAAGAAAGAAGUGUGCACCGGUUGUCAACAACCAAUUAUUGACCGUUACAUUAUGCGUGUCAUGGACAAUUCUUGGCAUGAAGGAUGCCUACAGUGUAGUGUCUGCCAUGUUCAUCUAUCACAAACCUGCUACUCGAGGGAUCGGAAGUUGUAUUGUAAAGCUGAUUAUGACAAGUUAUACGCUGUGAAAUGUACUGGAUGUAUUCAACCGAUAGCGGCCAGUGAAUUAGUAAUGAGGGCUCUAGACCACGUUUAUCAUUUAGCGUGUUUUGUGUGCGUCGGAUGUAGUAGGCAAUUACAAAAAGGAGAUCAAUUUGUUAUAAGGAACGGAAGACUUUACUGUAGACCAGAUUUCGAGAAAGAAAUGGCCGUUAUGCAAAUUGUCACAAGAGGUGAUAAUGGACAAUUGACUGGACCACAACAACAGCACAACGGACAGCAAAGACAAGAUGGCCGACGAGGUCCAAAAAGGCCACGCACCAUACUAACCACGGCUCAGAGGAGGGCAUUUAAAGCAUCCUUUGAAAUUAGUCAAAAACCUUGUCGGAAGGUAAGAGAAUCUCUGGCGAAAGAGACAGGCCUUAGUGUUCGAAUCGUUCAAGUUUGGUUCCAAAAUCAACGAGCAAAGCUAAAAAAGCUUCAGAGGAAACAGCAGCAGUUACAACAACAAAAUCAAAAACAAGCAGACAGCAAUCAGACUAACGGAGGAGGAAACGAGAUAACAAAUAACGGUAAAGAUUCAAAAAAGAGUGAAGAUCUAAAUCACAGCGAUGCUGCCGACUACACUCCUCCUUAUUCGAGGUUGGCUGCAGGAACAGAUCCUUCUCCCGAUUCUUCACAGUUUCCUUUAGCACCAGUGCCCUAUCCUGGACAUGGACCAGAUAGUCAGUUCUAUUCGGCGAGUCAUACGGAAACAGCAGCAUACAUGAAAACAGAACUAAGUAUGGACAGCGAGAGCAGUCUGGGUGGUUUAGAAGAUGUAUUGAUAGACCAAGGACAAACACCUCAACUGAACGACUCCGGACACAUAUUUAACGCAUCUAUGAAUCCAAUAGACAAACUUUACUCCAUGCAAACGUCCUAUUUUAGCUCUAAUGAGUGUGAGUGCCUUGGUGCUACUAAUUAAAUCGAAGGAAGAUUUAAACCCGAUCGACGUUUAAACCGAUAUGGAGAAAGUGUGAGACAACAGGAAGACACACCUGUUUAAAAAGUCCACCGAUACUCCACGAAAGAAAGACAAUACCCCGUGUAGGAGCCUAAUAGAGUUCUAUGGAACCGUCUGCUAGCGGUGUUACAUAGAUUGAUACAGGACCGAUGACGCACAUUCGUUUGGUUUGA